UGCACCGCAAAAGCCUUUUGGUUUUUCUAUCCUAAUUUUUCCUGUGGCAAGCUGUUCAAAUCCAGACGACAUGAGCGGGUCGAACGUCAGCCACCUGCUGACGGCGCCAUCAAGUGGCAAGUUGGAUCACUACUUAGAAAACUACGAUUUGGACUACGGCAUUCCUCCCGAUGAGAUCCCGGACACCACGCAGGGCCAGGCCUUCUUCGUCGCCACCAUCAUCAUCGGCGUGGUGCUCGUCUGCAUCAUACUGGUCUGCGGCUUGGGGAACUUCAUCUUCAUCGCCACCUUGACGCGCUACAAGAAGCUUCGCAACCUCACCAACCUGCUCAUCGCCAACCUGGCCAUCUCGGACUUCCUGGUGGCGGUCGUUUGUUGUCCCUUCCUGGUGGACUACUACGUGGUCAAGCAGCUGUCGUGGGCUCACGGCCUGGUGCUGUGCGCUUCCGUUAACUAUCUGCGCACCGUGUCGCUCUACGUGUCUACAAACGCCUUGCUCGCCAUCGCGGUGGACAGGUACAUGGCCAUAGUUCAUCCUCUGAAGCCCAGAAUGAAGUAUGAAACAGCCUACUGCCUGAUAGCCGGAGUCUGGAUUAUUCCUAUUCUCAUCUCGAUUCCCUCAGCAUACUUCGCCUCUGAGACCGAGUACCCCCACAGCGGGACCACCCUGACCCCGGUCACUCACAAGGUCUUCUGUGCUCAGAUCUGGCCGGUGGAUCAACAAGCGUACUACCGUUCCUACUUCCUCUUCGUCUUUGCCGUGGAGUUCGUUGGACCCGUCAUCAUCAUGGCUUUGUGCUACACCCAAAUUUCCCGCGAGCUCUGGUUCAAGAACGUUCCUGGUUUCCAGACGGAGCAGAUAAGGAAGCGUCUGCGCUGUCGCCGCAAAACCGUGAUCGUGCUCAUCGGGAUACUGAUGGCGUACAUCCUGUGUUGGGCGCCCUACUACGGCUUCACCAUCCUGCGAGAUUUCCAUCCUACGCUAAUCUCCCGCCAAAAGAAUUCCCUGGUGGUCUUCUACAUCAUCGAAUGCCUCGCCAUGAGCAAUAGCAUGAUCAACACCUUCUGCUUCGUCAGCGUCAAGAACAAUACCGUUAAGUACCUGAAGAAGAUCGUGCUGCUGCACUGGAGGUCCACGUAUGCUCCGAGUCGGACUGUGGAUGAACUGGAUUUGAGGACCGCGUCCUUGCCUGUAACAGAGGAGAUUGAAUGCAUUAAUCUCAAGUAAGCAUAGUCACUGACAUUUCAGACUUAAAAACAAUGCUCACUUAGGCUGGAUUUACA
Nerophis ophidion (straightnose pipefish) is the source of this 1284-nucleotide messenger RNA. It is a transcript of the gene prokr1b, whose product is annotated as prokineticin receptor 1b. Gene Ontology annotation, molecular function: neuropeptide receptor activity. Gene Ontology annotation, biological process: neuropeptide signaling pathway. NCBI's taxonomy places the organism in Eukaryota, Metazoa, Chordata, Actinopteri, Syngnathiformes, Syngnathidae. Bases 71 to 1228 code for a protein of 385 amino acids. The transcript is spliced from 2 exons. Gene Ontology annotation, cellular component: membrane. The record is from RefSeq and is a predicted model, not a curated record.